AUGGAGCAGGAGCAGGAAGAAAUAAAACCCAAUCACACGUACGGCUCCCAUGAUGCUGAGGGGCCCGGGCAGGAGCAGCGCGGACCGCAGAAGGCAACACUGGGCGCGCAGAGAAGACAACUCAGAGCCACGUCUCCAUCAGCCGCGUGCACGUGCGGAGUGUUGCAGAAAGACGUGUUUGUGAGUGUUGGUGGAGGUAGGGGCUCCACACAGGACCAGCUCGAAUCAGCUCCAUCUGCAGUUGGUGUAAACAUCCACCGAAGCCUCUGA
Molecule: messenger RNA, 270 nt
Organism: Knipowitschia caucasica
Lineage: Eukaryota; Metazoa; Chordata; Actinopteri; Gobiiformes; Gobiidae
Source: the annotation of a GenBank genome assembly